Molecule: messenger RNA, 1485 nt
Organism: Micromonas commoda
Lineage: Eukaryota; Viridiplantae; Chlorophyta; Mamiellophyceae; Mamiellales; Mamiellaceae
Exons: 1
Coding region: 1-1485 (494 amino acids)
Source: RefSeq, a predicted model, not a curated record
AUGUCCUUGAUCCUGGUUCGCCAGGAGUACGGCGGGCGCGAGCGUCCGUACGUGAUGCGAACCAACACCUCGGGGGGCGGCCACCUCCUCCACUACUUCUGCACCAUUAUCGUCCUUCUCGGCUUCUCUGUCACGUUCGCCGCGCUCGCGGGUAUGCGAGCCUACCUCGCCUCGCAGGACACGCGCACGCCGCUGGUGCGAGAGUACAACCGCGCGGUCGACGCGUGGGUCAAGACCGGGCGCGAGGCGUUCACGACGCGCACGGACGGCUUCGCGUGGGCGGUGGACAAGGCGCCGUUCGGGGCGCUCGCCCGAAGGAACGGGACGUGCGGGGACGGGCGGACGGUCCCCGGAUCGCUCGCGGCCCCCGAGCCCGGGCAGGUGGCGCUCGGCACCGAGGACGACGGCAUCGACAUCGCGAGGUACGAACUGACCAGCGUCCUGUACGGAGUCAAACGCGCGUACAUCGCCGCGCACGACGCCGCCAACGCGCCGGGGCUGGAGCAAGUCUCCGUGGAGAUUGGCCGAGGACGCGCCAAGUCCAACGACGUCGACUCCUACACCGCGUUCAGCACGUCCUUCGCCCCGUACGAGUGCGACGUGCUGUCGGUGCCGCGUUCGGCGUCGUCCGGGCACGCGGGCGGCGGCGGCGACGCGAGGAACACGCGGAACGGGGGGACGUGGUCGCCCGGGCACGGCGCGCACGGAACGACCGAGGUGCGUUGCGACGAGUGCUCGAGGGACGACGAGGCGGGCGCUGUGACGGCCGUAACGGCCGGGUGCGACGCGCGGUGCCUUCCGGGCGCCGCCGAUCGCGACAUCGUCGCGACGCGGCGAUGGGUUCGCCGGGUGGUGCUGGUUCGGUCGCAGGUGGAGGACGGUAAGGUUGCGGGGAUCAUGCGCAAGCCGUCGGCGGCGACGUGCUCGCUGUUCCACGGCGAGACGCGAACGACGACGCACGAGUCCGUCUGGGACGCGCGGCUGGCGUGCGCGCACGAUCGGGCGCCCCUCACAGACGUGGACCUGGAGCUGGAGGUCAGAGCCCGCGACGACCCGCACGUCCUCGCGGGGGAGCUGACGGGAUGCACUUUCCACUUCGGGAGAGACGCGGAUGAAAACGCGGUGGCCGCAGCUUUCUUCACCCUCGGCGCGUUCGUCACGCUCGGGCUGGCGACGUACUGCGUUAAAAAGCGCAAGGGGUUCGAGCGGUACGACUCGCGGCUGACGCAGUUCUCGGGUUGGAACGCGUGGAGGACGCCGGUGACGGCGAUGGAUUUCGCGUCUCGCGAUUCGCGCUCGAGGAGAGGGAGGGCUAACGAGUCGGCGGAAAACGCCGGGGAGCAGUCGUGCGACGACGAGACCGACCACGAGGGCGCCGAGGACGUCGACGUGGACGUCGAUGUGGACGUUCACGUGGACGUCGAAGCCGACGGGGACGGGGCGGACGCGGCGGCUUCGCGCGAAGCCGCCGACGAGCGGGUGUGA